AUGUCUUUACAAACCGAUAACGAUUUUAGUAAAUUAUCUCUAGAAAAUGAUCAUGAUAACUUAAAUAUUGAUCCCGAAUUAAGAAAGACCAUUGAUAAAACUAUAUACGGUGGUGCAGAUCGUUCUUUCAAUAAUCAUGUUAAAACACCCUUAGCUGAUUUAAUCAUAUUAAAAAGGAAUAUCGAGGCAGAAUUAUUACGGUUUGAAGAGUUGCUAAAAAGCAAUUUUGAAGCCAAAAGCCAAUCCAAUCCCCAAGCUACUACAUCUAUCGCAAAUACCACGCUUAAUAAUUAUGAUAAUGCUAUCUUUCCCUCUAAAACAAACGAUUAUAUGAACGCCCCAUUGAUUAAUAGAGAUGGGUAUCCUCGGGAUGAUGUGGAUAUUUUCACAAUUAGAUUGCUCAGACAAAAUUGUAAUAUGUUGAAAAAUGAUUUAACACAUUUAAUUGAUUAUAUACAUGUAGAAAUGGGCAAGUACUGGGAGGGAGUGGACAAGAAUAAAGGCACCUCUAACAGCACCAUAACCAAUAACAACGACAAUGCCACCUUUGAUCCGAUCCAGGCCAGUCCAUUUUGUAAAAUUACUGGGGUUCUUAAAGGCAGUCCCAGUGAUCAAUGCGGUCUCCAAGACAAUGAUUUACUUUGCAGAAUCGGUGCUAUAGACACUUUAAAAUAUUACUCAAGCCAUGACAAGUUGCUUGGUGUAAGCAACUACGUUAAAGAGCAUAUCGAUCGGGAAAUACCCGUAAUGAUCAAAAGAAAGCAAAAUGGUGCGUUUAUCAAUCUCGAGUUAACAUUAAUUCCCAAUAGCAAUAAUUGGGAUGGCCCCGGCAUUUUAGGUUGUACACUUGUGAAAAUAUAA
Molecule: messenger RNA, 861 nt
Organism: Saccharomycodes ludwigii
Lineage: Eukaryota; Fungi; Ascomycota; Saccharomycetes; Saccharomycodales; Saccharomycodaceae
Gene: NAS2
Product: Nas2p
Exons: 1
Coding region: 1-861 (286 amino acids)
Biological process (GO): proteasome regulatory particle assembly
Cellular component (GO): cytoplasm; nucleus
Molecular function (GO): protein binding
Source: RefSeq, a predicted model, not a curated record